CACUUGCAAAGUACUGCUGUUGACACACAGGAAUCCAGACCCACACACACACUCAUGCUCGUUCUCCCUCAUUGGUGAGAAGGACUCUCCUCUGAACCAGACGACAGCUUGUGCCUCUCUCUUUUUCCUCUGCUGGCAGGUGUUAGAAAUAAAACCAUAAAUAAAAGUACGAGGGAGCCAGAGACAGCGCGAGAGAGCAGGACAAAUGUCUAUCUUCCUUUGUUGCUGGAGAGAGGGGGAAAUAUGAGGAAAAGGGAACAAUAUGAAGGAGAAAUCUGUUAGUUAGAGUAGCUGUCAACUGCAUUUUUGUGUGUGAAGGGGAUUGAAGAGAACACUCGGAUCAUCUGGGCUCAAGCUGCAGCAUUGUUGCUUGAGUUUGAGUGCAGCUGAGGGGAAACAAAGUAACCGAGAGGAACACAAGGCAGUCAUGGACACUACAACACCUGGAUGACUUGGAAGUGCACACUGGAGUUGGACCCUAUCCUGCCCACAGUCCACUGAUACAAAUGAGUGUGCAUGUGCCUCCUAAGCCAUGCUCCCCGGCUAUGGAUUCUCUCCUCUCCUUGAUUUCCAGCCUCACCUCCAAGCGUUCCAUUGCAGAGUCGAGAGCUCUGACAUGUGGUUCCCAGGCUCAGUCGAGACCCAGGCUCUAAGUGACUCUCGGGAAAGUAGGCCUCUCCUGCAACAGCAUCAACACAUUGCUGUGUGUCAGCAAGAGACGUUGGCCUUCAUUGAUCUUCAACAGUCAAGCGUUAAUGGUGUCCAAUCAUGCACACCGGAAAACUGUUCCUCUCUUUGCUCCAAGCCUGUCAGAUGCAAUGGAAGCAGUCCAUCUGAUUUUGCCAAUAAUGGGAGUACAGACACAACGCUGGACAAUUAUUUGACCAAGGAUAGCAAUAAUGUGGAAGGGGUUCAUGAUCCAACGUGGACACCCAUUACUUCCUCACCUGAAACAGUUUAUGAAAAACCUGAACCAGGAGUUAAGGGACUCCGUUCUCGAGACUUGUUUCUGCCUCUGUCCUCUACAUAUGUACCCGAGAACAGGAACUCUUUGGAGCCUCAACAGCAGAGCUCCCCUUCUUCCCCCUUGGAGUUUCAGAGUUCUGACCCAUUUCGCCCUCAAAGACGCACAUCUUUGGGAUCUAUAAAGGAGAAGUCCAUAAGGCGUAAGAUGAGGGUGUACUCUCCAGACACUAUGAAUGAUGGGUCUCUCAGUAGCCCAGGUGUGGAGUGUGAUUACAUGCUUCCAACAUCCUUCGAAUCAUUCGUAGAAGGAGGCCUUGGAAUGGUGGGUUCUACCAUACCCACAUCCAGUAGUUCCAGCUCUCUCCCAGGGGAAGAUGAGGACCUUUCUCUUCUUUCCUUACCGACGACUCCAAAACCUUUCUUAGAUCCCCUUCAGGAGGGUGCCAGAUUGGAGGGGGGUGUGAAUGAUGGGGGGAGGCAGAGGUUGGGCCUGGAGGACUGCGGGACUCUGAAAGACCCUGCCUUUAACAGUGGGACCUCGCUGCCUCUGUCCCGUUCUCGCUCAGCAGACAACGAGCGCCGGCGCUUCUCUGCCUCUGAGCUAAUUUCUCGUCUUCAACUCUCCCAGAGGAAAAACUCUUUUACCCUUAAGCUAGGCAAGUCUCUUUCUGCUCGUGUGGCCUCCCGGGACCGCCACCUGUCUGGAAACCUCAGCUCAGACUACAAACCCAGCUCCAGACAUCGCUUCUCAGGGGGAUCAAGUGACAGUGCACCACAUUGUCCAGUGGGGUCUGCACCACCUCUGCCCUCUGCUGACUGUAAUCUGCCACAGCAAAGGAGAAGUUCCAAGCAAAGUAUGAGAAAGGUUUCCAUUGAUGAGGAUGGAGAGAGUCCUCCUAGUAGCUCUAAACGCCUGUCACGCUUCUUGCCAAACUUAAUCUUGUAUCAGGAAUACAGUGACGUUGCUAUAAACAGAGAUAUACAAAGGCAGCAGGGGGCGGAGCCAGGAACCGAUGAGGAAAGAGGAGACUCUGUGUCCACUGGCAACCUGUCUCCAUCCAGUUCAUUCCGCUCAUCUCGAGGCUCCGCCUUUUCCCUUUGGCAAGAUAUUCCUGAUGUUCGUUCCAGUGGACAACUUGACAACUUCAGCAAUGAAGAGCGUAAACUACAGGAGGCCAAGUUUGAGUUGGUGACGUCAGAGGCCUCAUACAUACGCAGCUUGUCUAUUGCAGUUGACCAUUUCAUGAUAUCUCCUGAGCUGUGUGAGUGUCUUGGGACACAGGAGAGGCAGUGGCUCUUCUCCAAACUGCCUGAUGUAAAAGAAGUCAGUGAGAGAUUUCUUCAAGAUUUGGAGCACAGGUUAGAAGGAGACAUUCUGCGUUUUGAUGUGUGUGACAUUGUUCUUGACCACUGUCCUGCACUGCGGAGGGUUUAUCUGCCUUACGUCACCAAUCAAGCCUAUCAGGAACAGACCUACCAGCGGCUAUUGCAAGAGAAUCCCCGUUUCCCUGGAAUUCUUGCCCGCCUGGAAGAGGACCCAAUAUGCCAGAGGCUGCCUCUUACAUCAUUCCUUAUCCUUCCUUUUCAAAGGAUCACACGCCUCAAAAUGCUAGUGGAGAAUAUCCUAAAGAGAACAAUGCCUGGAUCACGAGAUGAGGACACUGCCACCAAAGCACUUAAUGAGCUCAAAAAGAUAAUAAAGGAAUGUAACUCCAGCGUGCAGUCCAUGAAGAGGAUGGAAGAACUAAUUCAUCUAAACAAGAAAAUUCACUUCGAGGGGAAGAUUUUUCCUCUCAUCUCCCAGUCUCGUUGGUUGGUCAAACAUGGUGAACUGCUAGAAGUGGACACGCAGAACUUGAGUAUUUCUGGGUCCAAGUUUAAACUUACCACUCGGCCUGUGUACCUUCACCUGUUUAAUGACUGUCUUCUGCUGUCCCGGAGGAAGGACACGUGGAAAUUUAUGGUGUUUGUACAUGCAAAGAUUGAGGACCUCAAGGUGAAAGAUCUAAGCCAGAAACUUCAGGGAAUCUCAGGCUUCAUCUUCUAUCUGCAGUUAUGUGAGGGCCAACAGUUAAAACACCAGAUUCUGCUCAAGUCACCCACAGAGAGCAGCAAACAGAGGUGGAUAACAGCCAUGUUUCCCUCCGAUCCAAAGACAGCUAUUGAGCAGACCAAUGAGAAUGAUGAUCGAUCUCAAGUCCAGUGCAUCAAGAGCUACCAGUCUCAGGAGCAUGAUGAGUUAACGCUGGAGAAGGCAGAAAUCCUCCAAGCUGUAACAAUUACAAGUGAUGGGUGGGUAGAGGGGAUCCGGUUGUCGGAUGGAGAGCGGGGCUGGUUCCCCAAAACUUAUGUGGAGGAGAUCACAAGCCGCAGUGCUCGUUUGCGAAACCUCCGUGAAAACAUUCGCAUUAAAUGUGUCUCACAAAAACUAGAGGGAGAGACUCUCUGAGACCUUGAAGUAUGGAACAUUGUUUUACUUAAAGGGUUAGUUCACCCAAAAGUGAAAAUUAGCCUUUGUUUUACUCACCCUAAAAAGCAUCAUAGGUGUAUGUGACUUUCUUCUUUCACACAAUCAUCAUGAUCAUCCAAUCAGAGUUAUAUUAAUAAUUGUCCUGGCACCUCCAAGCCUUUCAAUGGGGGUAAACCUUAGGGCUAAAAAGUUUUUAUUACAUUCUAAAUAUCGAUAUUUAUCAUACAGAAAAACAUGGAUUCGCUACAGGAUGCCUUUAUUCACCCCCUGGGUGCUUCUCCACCCCAAUUCCUCCCCUAAAUCACCAUAUAUGGAGCUAACAAUGCCUAGUUUUACUAUGCAUAACCUCAUCUGCAUAUAAUUUCUAUGCAUAUUCCCAUCCACGUGACAUCAUAUUUAACACCAUAAAAGGGGAUAUGGACUAUAAAUGCUAUUUGUGCCAUACGCAAUUUUUAUUGCAAAAAAAUCUAAAAACAAAACUGUUUAAAAUAGUUGUCAGAUAAAUAUUUUAGAAUAUAGUUUGUCUCAUUCCUUUCCACUGGCCGAGUAGUAUUUAAAUUGUUUUAAACAAUUAAAGUAACAUUUAAUUUAUCCAGUUUUACUGAUAAGGUGAACAUCUUUUAGUUUUUAGCCUAUAUUUAUUGCAGUGUAAAUAGAAUUGUCUGACUCUGCGAGUCACUGACAAAGUAGCCUAUUUUAAAAAGAAAACAUGCAAAUUUCCAUUUUCUUGUUGUAUCCUUCAGAUACAGUGGUAUUUUUCAUAAUGUUGUAGAGUUAACUUCACACGACAUCAACACCUCUGUGGCAGCUGCGGUUGUACAGUAAGCUAUUAUCGUUGGACCCAUUCAAACCGGACAAUGGAACAUUCAAUGACUGAAUCCAGCAGUGUCCCCCAUAAUAUCGAAGUAAGUCCACGUCAUCGAUCGUUGUUCUCACUAAAAUAUUUUUGCAUAGAAUGAGAUCUGCAGUUUAGUUUAGAUGAAUUGUUGUGCAUCUUUAGCACUCCUCGCUGUCAUUAAAACAGUGUGAAACAGGAAAAGUGAUCAAGCACAUCCACUAAAUAUGUCUAAAUUCAUAUAAUUUUUGUUUAACUUCUGCAUAAUGACUUUAUGUAUUUUCAGGGCUUAUCUCCAUUAAUGAGAGUGGAAUAUUUAAUGUAAAUGUGUAUACUGAAAUGAAAACAGAUUUUAAAAACGUUCCUUACUCCAUUACUUUUCUCACGCCAGGAAAAAGUAGUAGAGUGCGUGGUCUAGAAUGUCCGUAAGGUGCGUACAUAUUUAUGCCAAGUUUAUUUUUUAUAAAUCCCAAUAUGUGCAUACAAAAUUGCAUAUGCAAUUUCUAUGCCUAUUUUGUACGUACGCAACGUUUAUAAAUGAGACCCCUGAACUGUUGAUAACCAACACCCACUUGGGAGGUUUGAAGGGGCCAGGAAAUAUUUCAGUAUAGCUCCGAUUGGAUUUGUCUUAAAGAAGAAAGUCACAAAUACCAAGGAUGCUUUGAGGGUGAGUAAAACACACCCAUUUUUGGGUGAACUAACACUUUAAAGCAUCUUGCAUCUUCUUUAACAAUCCAGAGUAAAUUUGUACAUCACUGCAAAUUUGUGUGAAUAUUCCUUGGCUAACAUUUUAGCUCUAUUAAGGUAUGCUGUAAAAAUCUAAACUAUGCAUUGCAUUUAUGGAGGACAAAAAGUACCACAUGAAAAAAUCUAUUAAUUUAUUAAACUGAAAAUAAUAGUGUAAAUAAAUCACUUUGCAAAGUUUUACCAAUGUAUUUAAAAUAUUUAAUAAUUAAAAUCAUGGUUGAAUAUUAAGAUAAAAUAAUGUAUAAAUUAAAUUUUACAAAUGAUUUAAAAAAAUUGUUUUACAUAUCUAUUUUCAUUUUAAUGAAUUAUUGAUUUCUACCUUAUCUGAUGCUACUAGUCCUCCAAUCUAUCGGUAAGCCCCACCCCCUCAGUUAUUGUUGCUCCCUCGGACAUACAAACAGAGUUGCUCACUGUCUUACAAUGACACCUGUCAUUGUGAAAACCUUGUCCCACUAUGUUUCUGGACAAUUUAAACACAAAAGGACCACCAUUCAACUGGGAAUUAAAUAUUCCAUGGACACUGGAUAACUCGAAGCAAGGGUUUACAGAUCACAAUGCAAGCGGGAGAAGCCUCAUGUACACUGUACAUAAUAUGAGAAUAGUUUAUUAUUUAGACGUGUACGUUAGCAUGGAUUCACUAACUUAACUGUUAGCUAGUUUUAACCAGAGAUACCUUGCUGAAGUACAAGAUGACAUUAAUGUUCUGCUUGAGCAGCUGAAAAUUGUAUCUUAAUGAGUGUAUGACAAAAAGAAAAUGAAAGCUUUUUCUUCAUUGGGAUUGUUGUUGAAUGCUUAUGGACAUUUUUGCUUUGUUUUGUUUGGGUUUAGAAAAUGUAAUAAAUUCUGUUGCCCAUCCUCUCAGGAUACCUGGAAUAAGUGUUACAAGUGCCACAGGCACAUUGUUUUCUAAUUUUUGUAGCAUAAACACCAUUAAACCAAUGCGAGCUUCGGAUCUUUCAAUGUUUCUCUAUGGUGCUGAAACCUAAAGAUGUCUGAGUUCUGCAUCUGAUACUCGACUGCCAUUGGCUCCUCUGUGUUCAAGGGGAGGGGCUUACCGAUAGAUCAAUUAAGAGUUUUGCACUUCAGGAUUUAAGUAUCCCUAGCUCUUCAAGCGAUAUUACUUUGGUUACUUUCUAUGGCUCGCUUGCAAAGAAAUGCAUAUGUUGUUACUGCAUGUAGUGUGCUGCGCUUUCUGACAGUCUAUAGAUGAACAAUAUCAAAAUACAGCUGUCCUAGGCUCAAUGUGGGUGGAUGAAAUCUGGAUAUGUCAGCUGUUAAAUUGUUUAGCAAAAUAACAAGAUCCAAAUUAAAUGGGUUAGUUUUAGGUGGUAUAGCAGCCAUUUCACUCUAAAAGUCUAUAAGGACCUCUCUCUGACUUGGGGUAAAUAAAGUGCGAUGUCUUGUUAGCAGAUUCACUGAACAGCCACACAGUAAAGAUAAACGCUCGCUUUUACUAUUAAAAAAUUGGAACCAAAUUUUGGAUUUUUUUAAAAAGAUGUUGCUGUUGCAAAAUAAAUAUUAGUUUAUGCCACUGGUCUUCUGUAGAGUACUGGCAUAAUAACAAGAAGUGUUUUCAAAUAAUGAGCAUUAUUUAUGUCAGUGAUACUCCUGUUUGUGUAUUUGUUGUUUUGGUAAAGCAGAUUUUUUGGCCAGUUUCUUUGUGGAGUACUGAUAUCAUGAGCAUGUUAAAUCACAUCUGAAAUAUAAUCCUUUAUGGUGACUUUGUAAAUAAAUAAAUAAAUUCAUAUAUUCUAGCUGAAA
This is a messenger RNA of Carassius gibelio (silver crucian carp), 6779 nucleotides long. It is a transcript of the gene arhgef19, whose product is annotated as Rho guanine nucleotide exchange factor (GEF) 19. NCBI's taxonomy places the organism in Eukaryota, Metazoa, Chordata, Actinopteri, Cypriniformes, Cyprinidae. The record is from RefSeq and is a predicted model, not a curated record. The coding region runs from base 533 to 3415 and encodes 960 amino acids. The transcript has 16 exons. Gene Ontology annotation, molecular function: guanyl-nucleotide exchange factor activity; protein binding. Gene Ontology annotation, biological process: activation of GTPase activity; regulation of actin cytoskeleton organization.